Molecule: messenger RNA, 450 nt
Organism: Salvelinus fontinalis (brook trout)
Lineage: Eukaryota; Metazoa; Chordata; Actinopteri; Salmoniformes; Salmonidae
Product: keratin-associated protein 4-5-like
Exons: 1
Coding region: 1-450 (149 amino acids)
Source: RefSeq, a predicted model, not a curated record
AUGUGUCCUGACUACAUGUGUCCUGACUACAUGUUUCCUGACUACAUGUGCCCUGACUACAUGUGUCCUGACUACAUGUGCCCUGACUACAUGUGCCCUGACUACAUGUGUCCUGACUACAUGUGUCCUGACUACAUGUGCCCUGACUACAUGUGUCCUGACUACAUGUGUCCUGACUACAUGUGCCCUGACUACAUGUGUCCUGACUACAUGUGCCCUGACUACAUGUGCCCUGACUACAUGUGUCCUGACUACAUGUGUCCUGACUACAUGUGUCCUGACUACAUGUGUCCUGACUACAUGUGCCCUGACUACAUGUGCCCUGACUACAUGUGUCCUGACUACAUGUGUCCUGACUACAUGUGCCCUGACUACAUUCUGACAUGUGUCCUGACUACAUGUGUCCUGACUACAUGCGUCCUGACUACAUGUCGCCUGACUACAUUCUGA